Molecule: messenger RNA, 984 nt
Organism: Australozyma saopauloensis
Lineage: Eukaryota; Fungi; Ascomycota; Pichiomycetes; Serinales; Metschnikowiaceae
Exons: 1
Coding region: 1-984 (327 amino acids)
Source: RefSeq, a predicted model, not a curated record
AUGUCAGUAGGUGUAUUCAUCAAAGUCAAACCUACUCAUUUAGCUUGUGGUGCAAAUCGCAGUAUAGUAAUCAAGGAAAUUGGCAAAAAAGUAUUCAAACAAGAAUUUAAACAACAAUCCCCCUCGAAAGUGAUGAAUUCUUCCAAUUCUGAUUUGGCGCUUGACCUUAAAGGCCAUGACAAGGUCUGCACUACAACUAACGAAGCGGCUCACAAUUUCUCUGAAGUAGAAGCAGAUUCAGAGUCUGAAAUGAUGCCUAUUAGACCGGUAUCAUUCAAAAAAGCAGAAAAAGCUUCCGGUGGUGUUGGUGUCUGUGAGAACACCUCCGCCUCGACCAAUGAUGGCAGAACCAAUUUGGUUGAAAAAGAAAUUGCCUUCUGGAAAUAUAUCGCUAAGAUAUGUGCGCACGAUGUUCUCUUCCCUGGUGAAGAUAAACCAAUUGAUAUUUCAGUAGACCACUAUCCACAACAUUCUUGGUGGCUCGAGUUGGUUGCUUCCGUCAAUUUGUCAACUCAAAACCUUUCCGAGAGCUCAAAGUUCCCUUACUACAAGGGAAUGGAGCAAAUCAGAAACAUAUUGUUGCCCGUGUUCAGUGGAUUUGAAAAAUCUCACCGGCGCAUAACAACUGGGUUGCGGGAAAUGAAUUAUCCGAAGUUUAUGUAUUUUGAUGAGAAUUCAGACAAAUGGGUAAUAAGUCUUCAAGAGUAUGAGCUUAAGUUCGCCGAAAAGCAGUGCGAGAUCAUUGCCGUCAUAUCCAAUACCGCUGAAGUCUAUGCAAAGAGAGCUCUUCAAAAGACAUACGAUCAUUUCGUGCGCCGCAACGAGCAUUGGUGCAGACAGACCAAAUGGUACUACGAGAAUGUCUGCCAAGGUGUUUGGUACGCUAUUUACUACAGAUACUAUUCGUGGAGCGAACAGAUCGAGAUGUGGUUCUACGAGUUGCUUGACUAUGUAGAAGUUGGGUGGAACAAUCUAGUAAGGUGA